GCCUGGGGGCUCCUCAACCUCUGCCUGGACGUCUUCACCCACGGCCUGACCCCAGAGACUGGCCCGGACGUACUGGCCUUUGCUGUGACUUACGGGCUGGCCCAGGUGGGCCGCGUGGCAGAGGACUACAUCUUGGCCACCUUCCCCAGCGUGGUGGCCACACCGGCCUUUCUGGAUCUUCCUGCACACCUUCUCAUCCGCCUUCUCCGCUCUGAUGGUCUCAAUGUCCUCUAUGAACUGGAGGCCUUGGAAGCAGCGUCCCGGUGGCUUAUGGCCAAAGGAGAUGGCCAAGAGGACCUGGCCAAGGAGGUCCUGUCGUCUGUUCGCUUCGCCCUCAUGUCCACCUGCGAGAUGAAGAAGGCCCGCUCGGUGACUGCAGGGGUGGCUGACCCAAAGGUCCUCCACGAGCUCAUGGUGGCAGGUUUGGCCCCCACGGCCCAGCUGCCGUGCCGGGUGCGUUCCUUGCAGGAGGUGCUGGUGGUUUGUGGUGGAGAAAAAGUGACAUCUAACCUGGCUUCCCGGAAGCCCAGCAGACACCUCUGGUUUGCCCACCGCUACCUCAGUGCUGUGGGGCUGGUGAAGCAGGUGGAGUGGCGAGCACUGGGACACUUUCCUGACGGCCCACGCUUCCGCCAUGCUGUAGCUGUGGUGGGCAACAUCCUCUACAUUCUGGGUGGAAAGCACUACUAUGGGGUCCAUGACACCCUGGCCAGUGUCUACAGGUACCAGCCUAUGGACGACUCCUGGGAGCGCCUGGCCAGCAUGACCUGCGGGAGGAGCUACUUCCCUGCCGUGGCGCUGGGGGAGUUCAUCUAUGCCCUGGGGGGCAGCUCCGGGGAGCUCUACUGCACCAGCACUGUGGAGUGCUAUGACCUGACCAAUGACACCUGGAGGAGGUGCCAGCCCCUGCCGGUGGCUCUGUGCGGGCACGCGGCGUGUGCCCUGGAUGGUGCCCUCUACGUGUCCGGGGGGUGCGAUGAGACGUCCCAGUGCCGGGCGUCCUUGCUGCGCUACAUUCCGGGGGGCCCUGCCACCCCCCUGGCCCCCAUGAACGGCCAACGGGCUGGCCACGUCAUGGAGGAGGCGGGCGGGCAGCUCUACGUGGCCGGGGGG
Merops nubicus (carmine bee-eater) is the source of this 1113-nucleotide messenger RNA. RefSeq names its product kelch-like family member 33 (gene KLHL33). The record is from RefSeq and is a predicted model, not a curated record. The annotation marks the transcript as partial. The transcript is spliced from 3 exons. Gene Ontology annotation, molecular function: protein binding. Lineage: Eukaryota; Metazoa; Chordata; Aves; Coraciiformes; Meropidae.